UCUUCUUCCCAUCUCUCUUUUCUCCUCCUCGCUCGGAUCAUAUAAUUUCACAAAUCCUAAUUUUUUAAUUCAAUUUUUCGUUUGAAAUAUCAAGAAAAAAAACUAGCAUUUGAUUGGAUUCGCAGCAAUGAGUACCGGAGAUCUUCUUAGCAUUCAGCCCUUGGAGCUCAAAUUCCCAUUUGAAGUGAAGAAACACAGUUCAUGUUCCUUGCAAUUGACCAACAAAACAGCUAAUUAUGUGGCCUUCAAGGUUAAAACAACCAAUCCGAAAAAAUACUGUGUCCGGCCCAAUGCUGGUGUUGUUUUGCCCGGAACUACAUGCGAUGUUACAGUUACAAUGCAAGCCCAAAAAGAGGCUCCGCCAGACAUGCAGUGCAAGGACAAAUUUCUCCUUCAAAGUGUUGUUGCACCAGAAGGUGCAACUAUGAAAGACAUGACUCCUGAAAUGUUCAAUAAGGAGGAUGGUAAAGUUGUGGAAGAGUUCAAAUUGCGGGUAAUCUACUUUCCUGCCAAUCCCCCAUCACCUGUCCCUGAAGGAUCCGACGAGGGCUCUUCUCCAAAGGCUUCAGUCGUUGAUAAUGGAAAUCAAAACUCUUCCUUGUUUGAUGCUGUAUCAAGGUCCCUUGAGGAACCAAAAGAGAAGUCGUCAGAGGCAUGGUCCAUGAUUUCCAAGUUAACUGAAGAGAAGACUGCCGCUUUUCAACAAACUCAGAAGCUACGCCACGAACUGGAUGUGUUGAGAAAAGAAAUUAGCAAAACCAGCAGUGGCGGAUUUUCGUUGUUGUUUGUUGUGCUGUUCGGUCUUCUGGGCAUCUUGGUUGGCUACUUCAUCAACAAAACAUAGAGAAGCUGAACCGUCGAUUAAUUAGUUGGAUGCUGGCAUAAUCCUGUGGUGCUCCGCAGUUUUCAGAAACGUUUUAGGCACUCUUAAACUGUAAUGUAAAAAUUUAGUCUUGAUUAAUUUGGCACUGUUUUUGGGCAAAUCUCCUUUAUAUAUUAAAGUUGGACAAUGACGACAUAUCAUUUAGUUUGCAAA
This is a messenger RNA of Pyrus x bretschneideri (Chinese white pear), 1036 nucleotides long. Its product is annotated as vesicle-associated protein 1-3. Lineage: Eukaryota; Viridiplantae; Streptophyta; Magnoliopsida; Rosales; Rosaceae. Bases 128 to 844 code for a protein of 238 amino acids. The record is from RefSeq and is a predicted model, not a curated record. Gene Ontology annotation, biological process: endoplasmic reticulum membrane organization. Gene Ontology annotation, cellular component: endoplasmic reticulum membrane; plasma membrane. The transcript is spliced from 8 exons.